GACAGCGUCACUGUUUUUGCCUUGUUUUGAAAUUGUCCCAAUUGGGAAACAACUCAAGCCUCAAGUUGUCAACCGCAUUUCCCAGUUGGAAACACGUGAGAACAUUUGGGGAUAGAAAAGGGGACAUUUUCUUCUAUUUCACAGUUUAAACGAUAGCAAGUAUUCCACCGUCCCGGAACCCUUCUCGUCGCUCCUGUUUCCGACAGGAAAGAACUCCUCAACCGGAAGUCGCCACUGGGCUCUGCGCCGCUCCGGAUUCGCGUCGGAUUUCUCCGAAAGCCCCUUUAAGGCGCCUUCUGAGACGAUGGAAGAGCCGGAGAUGCAGCUCAAAGUGAAGAAAGUGACGGAUAAAUUCACCGAAAGCAUGUACGUCCUGGCCAACGAGCCCUCUGUUGCCUUGUAUCGGCUCCAGGAACACGUCCGCCGGUCGCUCCCAGAACUGGCUCAGCACAAGGCCGACAUGCAGAGCUGGGAAGAGCAAAGCCAAGGGGCCAUUUACACUGUGGAGUAUGCCUGCAGUGCCAUCAAGAACAUGAAGGACAGUGGCGUCUAUUUCAAGAGCAUUGAAGGCUUGCUCCGACAUGCCUCCGCCGUCAAGGACCGCUUGAACUCGGCCCGCAGGUAACCGGGUUCGAAUCCCCAUCCGGACUCUGUUGCUCCCCUUCCAAGAAAAGUCUGCAAUUGACAUAUGCAAUUCUUCGCUUCGUUUAUAAUUCAUAAUAUUAAACCUGGAACGCAUUUCCUGCA
This is a messenger RNA of Anolis sagrei ordinatus, 747 nucleotides long. It is a transcript of the gene BORCS8, whose product is annotated as Bprotein-1 related complex subunit 8. Gene Ontology annotation, cellular component: BORC complex. The record is from RefSeq and is a predicted model, not a curated record. NCBI's taxonomy places the organism in Eukaryota, Metazoa, Chordata, Lepidosauria, Squamata, Anolidae.